UUUACGUAGCAGCAUAUGCGGCGACACCAAUUUCCCACUUGCAAAUUUUCUGAGCCAAUACAUCAACAGGCCCUCCACGUGGCGCAAUCUCAGUGGCUCUGUUCCACUCCGCCGAACUAUACAAAUUUCGCCAUCAAAUCUCAAUCAUUCCUUUUCCGUCAUCAAAUCGGAAACCAUUUUGCUCGCUAUCAUUUUCUUUGGGUUCUUUUCGUUGAUUUAUAUGUUCGUUUUUGGCUUAGAUUUGGGAAUUCGGUCUGUAGAAUGAAUGAGUACAAUAUUGAUUCGAUCGACGAUGAUUACUGGACGGAUUUGAUCGAUUGUAGCAGCUUGUUGGAUCACAUUUCUCCGCCGCUUGAUGUUCGUUGGAAUCCUCAGUUGCAAUCGCAAAAUGUUUGUCUGACAGUGGAUGCCUCACGUAGUGGAGCUACAUCUCAUGAAUGUCCCGAAAAAGAAUGUCUAGGAAAGAGGGGACAACAUUGUGGCGGAGUAGACAAAAAAGCAUGCCGGGAAAGAAAGAGGAGAGAAAAAUUGAAUGAGAAGUUCUCACAAUUAGCUGCUGCAUUGGAGCCUGGGAGACCUGUAAAAACCGACAAAUUGGCUAUACUCGGCGACGCCAUCAAAAUGCUAAACCAGCUGAAUAAUGAAUCUCGAGAGUAUACAGAGAUGAAUGAAAGGCUUUUGGAAGAGAUUAAGAAUUUAAAGGCUGAGAAGAAUGAACUUCGCGAAGAGAAGCAGACGCUAAAGGCGGAAAAAGAAAGAAUUGAGCAACAGCUGAAAAUCUUGAAUAUUCCUCCGAUUGGCUUCAUGCCAACACCUCCGCCUAUAUAUCCUGCCGAGAUUAACAAGGUGCCAAUGUUUCCUAACUACGGAUUUGUCCCAAUGUGGCCAUAUUUUCCGUCUACUGCUGGCGAUACUUCUCAAGAUCACGAGCUCUGGCCUCCGGCUGCUUGAUGGAUGCACAAAGUCAUCGAUUCUUGAAGGAGAUUUAAUGUGGAUUUUAACAAGUGUAGUAUCAUCAUCACCCAUGAUGUCUGUGAAUAUGGUUUAAUUUUAAUUGCUGGUUGAUGUAAUCUUGAUUUAGUUUUUAUUGUUUGCCGUCUUUGAAAGACUUCGGUGUUGGGUAUAUGGAAGAAUUUUAAGAGAGGUAGGCAACUAAACGUUGCCCUCCCGACAUAUAAAUGGUUACUUUUUAGGUUUAUUUUGAUUUUUGUUAUCGUUUCUCAUA
Molecule: messenger RNA, 1225 nt
Organism: Andrographis paniculata
Lineage: Eukaryota; Viridiplantae; Streptophyta; Magnoliopsida; Lamiales; Acanthaceae
Product: transcription factor bHLH115-like
Exons: 5
Coding region: 16-951 (311 amino acids)
Biological process (GO): regulation of DNA-templated transcription; intracellular iron ion homeostasis
Molecular function (GO): protein dimerization activity; DNA-binding transcription factor activity
Source: RefSeq, a predicted model, not a curated record